Messenger RNA from Aspergillus homomorphus CBS 101889, 1552 nucleotides. Its product is annotated as aromatic alcohol reductase. Bases 466 to 1353 code for a protein of 295 amino acids. Lineage: Eukaryota; Fungi; Ascomycota; Eurotiomycetes; Eurotiales; Aspergillaceae. The transcript has 2 exons. Gene Ontology annotation, molecular function: oxidoreductase activity. The record is from RefSeq and is a predicted model, not a curated record.
CAUCUAAAUUAGGCACCCAAUUUGCUCAGUCCUUGCACUAGACCUCCAAUCCAUCAUAUUCUAUCUAACUUUUCAAUACCGGCCUAGAAUGUAGCGUUUUCAAUAUAGGCCGCAAAACUCCCGGGUCAUGUGUUGACGCAACGGCAUUGACGCAGAUUGGUAAACCACGGAAAGAUUCCGCCAGUAUUUCAAGCGUUGCUCAAUCCCUUGAAGCCUUGCGCUAUAUAAGGUCAUCACUAGUAGUGACGAGUUGAGGUCUUUAAAUACUGCUUACCAAGCCAGCAGUUGAAAGAUUAUCGCGCCAUCAGAUGCGGGGUAACGCCAUCUGUCGUGACAGGGCACAAUGCACCUAUUUCAGACCACCACAUCCCCUCGAGGCCUGCUUUAUUGCUUUCAUAUGCUCACACACCAUAAGUGCUGACAGGUCCAUCUACACAAAGCUCAACUUGAACCUAGCCUUACACAAUGCCGUCUCCUAAAGUGGCCAUUGCCGGUGCAAGCGGAAACCUGGGCCCCAGCAUCCUGAAGGAGCUUCUCGAUGCAGGAUUCGAAGUUACCGUCCUCACCCGUCAGAGCAGUGACAAGAGCUUUGACACCCGAGCGAAAGUGAUACCAGUCGACUACGACUCGCUUGAGUCUCUACAAACUGCACUUGAAGGGCAAGACGUCGUGGUGGAUGCCAGGGCUGUUGUCCCCAGCGAGUCCACUAUCCGCUUCAUCGAUGCAGCCAAGGCAGCAGGCGUUACCCGCUUCAUCCCCUCUGAGUUCGGAACAGAUUCCCUGAACCCACUCUCAGAAGCAUUGCCGGUCUUCGCCAACAAAGUUGCUCCCCGCAAAUACCUCCAACAGGUGUCAAAGGACUCACCUCUCAGUUACAGUCUGCUGUUCACGGGACCGUUCCUGGACUUCGGACUUCGGACCGGCUUUUUGGUGAAUCUCGCCGGCCCGGUAGCGGAGCUCUACGAUGGUGGCGACAGGAAGGUCAGCAGCACGACCUUGCAGGGGAUCGGCAAGGCGGUGGUCGGUAUUGUGAAGAAUCUGGAUGCAACCAAAAAUGCGGCGCUAUACGUGAGCGAAGCAGAUGUCACGCAGAAGCAGCUGAUUCAACUUUCCGGCAAGAAGCUGGAAACCAAGGUGGUUUCGACGGAGGAGCUGGAACGAAUCGGUCGGGCAGAACUGGACAAGCCUGAGCCGAAUCGAGGCAUAGUGGCGGUGAACUUGAUCCGCCGAGCCCUCUUUGGAGAGGGCUACGGUAGUUCGUUUGAGGAACAACACAAACUUGCGAAUGAGUUGCUGGGGUUGAAGAAGAUGACGGAGGAGGAGCUGCGGGCGUUGGUAGCCAAGAUCUUGUAGUUUUGCUGCCUUCUCCCAGUACGUAUUUAUAGUAGUACUCCGGACCACAGAAUGUCAUGUCCGAUCAUAACACAAUAGUUCCCAAAUGGGUUAGACAAUCCGGAAGCGGGGAGAGAUCCCAACGACGUCAUCGACCCAUUCUCUCUCUUCCUCACUUUCUCUCCUGCUCCAUCGUGUCUUCCCUACUCUUCUGUCGCUU